AAGUUUAAUAAGAUACCCUCCAUAUUUUCAAUUCAUCUACUCUCUCUAUUUCUCUCUGUAACAGCAAAUUUCAGAACACUUCUACUUUCACUCUCGUCUGCUACUACCAUGGCCGAAUCUUCCGCCACCGCCACCCCCACCGUCGCCGCCGACACCCCCACCGUCGCAACCGACUCCCCCACCGUCGCCACCGCCACCGCUGCUCCGCCUGCACACAAAAGCUGGGCUGACGAAGCCGACGAAGAAGCCAGUGCCUCGUCGACCGCAACCUCAUCCAUCAACCUCGACGGAUUAGCGAUCGACGAGACCAAGAAGUCACCCAAGCUGUUAGACGAUCCCGACGACUCCAAUAUACAAGCGGUUUCCUCCGGCGACACUCCGUAUACCUCGGCGGCGACGUUUGAAGACUUGAGUCUCUCGCCGGAGCUGGUGAAGGGACUUUACGUGGAGAUGAAGUUCCAGAAGCCUAGCAAAAUCCAAGGCAUAAGCUUGCCCAUGAUCCUGAGCCCUCCACAUAGAGACUUGAUCGCACAGGCUCAUAAUGGUUCCGGCAAGACCACUUGUUUUGUGCUUGGGAUGCUUAGUCGUGUUGAUCCCAAGUUGCAGGCUCCCCAAGCCCUCUGCAUUUGCCCCACCAGGGAGUUAGCUAUUCAGAAUAUUGAGGUUUUGCGAAAGAUGGGGAAGUAUACUGGGAUUAGUUCAGAAUGUGCUGUGCCCAUGGACAGCAGGGAUGUGAUUCCGAUCAACAAACGUCCGCCAGUUAUGGCUCACGUGGUCAUUGGGACUCCUGGCACCAUUAAGAAGUGGAUAAGUUUUAAGAAACUCGGGGUGGCGAGGUUAAAGAUUCUUGUUUUUGAUGAGGCUGAUCAAAUGCUUGCUGAGGAUGGAUUUCAAGAUGAUUCUUUGAGGAUAAUGAAAGAAAUUGAAAAAUUGAAUUCUGGCUGUCAGGUUCUUUUGUUUUCUGCUACUUUCAAUGAUAAAGUCAAGAACUUUGUUUCAAAGGUAGUUAAGAAGGAUCACAAUCAACUUUUUGUGAGGAAAGAAGAACUAUCUUUAGAUGCAGUGAAGCAAUAUAAAGUGCGUUGUCUUGAUGAACUCUCUAAGAUUGAAGUGAUACGGGAUUACAUAUUUGAAAAUGGAGAGAACAUGGGGCAAACUAUUAUAUUUGUACGCACAAGAAAUAGCGCAAAGAUGUUGCAUAAAGCACUUGUUGAUUUGGGCUACGAGGUUACUGCCAUACAAGGUGCUCUUAAUAAUGAAGAUAGAGACAAGAUUGUCAAGGAGUUCAGAGAUGGGUUAACUCAGGUUCUGAUAUCAACCGAUGUUCUUGCCCGCGGCUUUGAUCAACAACAGAUUAAUUUGGUUAUCAACUAUGAUCUUCCGGUGAAACACACUGCUGAGUAUACCCGUGAACCCGAGCCUGAUUAUGAGGUGUAUUUGCACAGGGUUGGUAGGGCUGGGCGUUUUGGGCGUAAGGGGGCUGUAUUUAACCUGAUAUCUGAUGAAAGGGAUGCGAACAUCAUGUCAAAGAUUGAAAACCAUUUCGGCACCCAUGUAACUGAGGUGCGAGAAAAGAGCACUGAAGACUUUAAAGCAUGUCUCAAGGAAGCUGGUUUGAUAUGAAGAAGUCAAUAAGUUAAAGGGUGUUGAUUACUUCGUUUUUUGCUCUUGAAUUUGCAAUGAUGGCCAAGGAUUGGUAUCAUGGUAUCAAAUGCUUGAAUUAUUUCACAUGGACACAUGCUAUCAUGGUUUAAAUUUUUGGGUGGAGAGUUCCUGUUCAGUCUUGGUUUUUAAUGUUAUCUUGGUGGAUUUUCCUCUUUGAUAUUUUACAAGGAUUUUUUAUUACAUAUAAUAACAUUGUAAGUCUAUGGAUGAUCUUGAACAUAGAAAAUUCCUUGUGGUCGUGUGAUCAAAAUGUUAGGCCCCGAGGUGUGAAUUCUGGAGUCUGCUGCCCCUAGAUGGGAGUUAGAAUGUGAAGUUCCCAAUACCUAUAUUGUGGGGGAAUAGAGCAAAUGUGUCCUUGGGCGAGUGAUGUAGAUUCUUUGGCGGGGUAUAAGUUGAGGUUCAUUCUCUUUUUUCUAUGUUGUCAGUUUUGAUCCUUUUAUUAGGUUUGCAGACAUUUAACUUGUAUGUGGAUGUAUAAUGAUGCAAGCGCAAAUCUUAUCUCCUUACUAA
Lotus japonicus is the source of this 2175-nucleotide messenger RNA. Its product is annotated as DEAD-box ATP-dependent RNA helicase 38. Gene Ontology annotation, cellular component: cytoplasmic stress granule; nucleus. The transcript is spliced from 8 exons. The record is from RefSeq and is a predicted model, not a curated record. Bases 109 to 1623 code for a protein of 504 amino acids. Gene Ontology annotation, molecular function: RNA binding; ATP binding; RNA helicase activity. Gene Ontology annotation, biological process: poly(A)+ mRNA export from nucleus. Lineage: Eukaryota; Viridiplantae; Streptophyta; Magnoliopsida; Fabales; Fabaceae.